CAAGUUUAUUUGCUGACGGGUUUAACAAAAUGUUACAUGAAAAGAAUGAAGAUUAUAUUUAGGGAAAAAAGAUCAGGGGAAUGUAUGAUACAAUACAUCGAACUCAGUCAUAUACUUUAGCAGUCAAAUUUUGUGUGCACACGUGAAACUGGCGCGACAACUUCCAUCGUAGCUAAAGUAUUCAAAGAACACACCAUUUAAUUCCCAUUUCUCAUCUUCUCUAGGAAAGGUCCAUUCACACAGCUAAAAGGAAAUUUAUUUUCGUUGUUUUUCUUUGUCGAGACUUAGUUGAUUACAUCUGAAACCUUAGACAUUAUUGUAUCUGAGUCAGUUGGGAAGGACUCGACUUAAUAAGAAGGUAGUAGCAGCAAAGUGUAUGAAGAAACUGAGUAAGAGAAAAUGAAAGGGAAGAUGAGAGAAUUUAUAGAUUCGGCAUCCUCAUCGGUGGUCUCAAACGCAAACGCGCUUCAGCAGCGUCUACAGUUCAUUCUGCAGAGCCGUCAGGAAUGGUGGGUGUAUGCUAUAUUCUGGCAAGCCACCAAAGACAGCGACUCCCGUGACACACUGGAAUAUGGGGACGGCUUCUUCAUGGGCACAAAGGGAAGAGAGGGAACGGAAGUCAGAAUGCCGGAGGAACAAACGAGGAACCACGUGAACGACAUCGAAUGGUUCUACAGGGUGUCGCAAACUCGGUCGUAUGCCGCCGGGGACGGUGUGGUGGGGUGUGCCUUCGGCUCGGGGGUGGAUGUUUGGUUGAGCGGGGUGAAGGAGUUUGAAGUGAAGGAGUGUGACGAGAGAGUGGGGGAAGCACGGAGGCAUGGGAUCCAGACAUUAGUGUGCGUGUCGGUGGCACGAGGGAUCCUUGAGCUGGGUUCGCAUGAGGUGCUGAAGCUGGAUUAUGGGGUUCUGCAACUGGCAAAAUCGGUGUUAGAGGAGGGGGAGAGUGGGAGUGAGAAUCCGGUGAGCAAGCAGUGGGUGGUUCCAGGCAAGGAGGAAGAGAGAGAGAGGAGAAGAGAAUUGGAGGGAUCGUCGACGGAGUCUUCAGGGCCUUCUGAUCAUGAUGCGGAAGGCAAUAACAACAACGUUCCCACGAUGGGAAGAAGGGCGGGGAGGGUACGUGAGGCGCUUCCCGUAAAUCACGUGGAGGCCGAGAGGCAGCGGCGAGAGAAGCUGAAUCAGAGAUUCUAUGCUCUUCGCUCUGCUGUCCCUAACGUGUCCAAGAUGGACAAGGCCUCCCUGCUUUCGGACGCCGUUGAUUAUAUAAAUGAACUGAAGGCCAAAAUCAGCAACCUCCAGGUGGCGUUCCAGGCCAAGCAGGAAGGUCCGGCAGAGCAGGUCCAACCCCAAUCCAUUCCCGCACCCUCCUCUGCAACUACUGAGAUGAGAGUUGAAGUCCAGAUCUUGGGCUCCGAGGCCAUGAUAAGGGUGCAGAGCCUGAACGUUAACCACCCCUCUGCCCGGCUGAUGGAUGCUCUCAGGGACGUCAAUUUGCAAGUUCUGCAUGCCACAAUCUCCAACAUCAAAGAGAUGAUGCUUCAAGACGUCGUCGUCAGAGUUCCCCAUCACCUCACCACCCAAGAGGCUCUCCAAACUGCUAUUAGGCGCAGACUUUGACAUCUUCUCUCAACCUAUCUGCGCAGAAAUUUCUCUGCAGCUGCUUCGCAUUUGGAAUCCUUUCUCAUUUUUUUUACCUUCUCCAUUUCCAGAUCAUGCUUCUAGUGUUUUAUCAAUGUUCAAACAGAGUAAAUCGAUGUGCCCACUCUUGUUCCUUCUCUCCUUACAUAAUCGAGUAUAUCUAUUUUAGGCUACACACCAAAUUCUUCAUCCUUUAGUAUGUUAUUUUGGGCCUAGGGAAUUAACAUGAUCCUUUCCAUUUGAAAAUGUAAUUUAGUUAUUAAAAAUAAGAUAAAAAGAAUAAGAGAGUGAAGGGUAGAAUAAUAAAUAUAAAGUCAAUGUAAAAGUAUUGGAUGGCAAAAUAAGGUGAUCCAUUUCCAUAACCAAUAAGAUUAGGCGUCACCUGUACUC
This is a messenger RNA of Vigna unguiculata (cowpea), 2025 nucleotides long. Its product is annotated as transcription factor bHLH14-like. Gene Ontology annotation, molecular function: DNA-binding transcription factor activity; protein dimerization activity; transcription cis-regulatory region binding. Gene Ontology annotation, cellular component: nucleus. The record is from RefSeq and is a predicted model, not a curated record. Gene Ontology annotation, biological process: regulation of DNA-templated transcription. Lineage: Eukaryota; Viridiplantae; Streptophyta; Magnoliopsida; Fabales; Fabaceae.